UCAAACUUUGUGUUUAAUUUCGGCAUUUCAUAAAAAAAAAUUUACAGCUUAUCUAAAAUAAUCUAUGACCACUACAAAAAAUUAUGCAAAUGUAAGAAGUCCUUAACCCUAAUUAUUAGGAAUAAUUAUAAAUGCUUAAUGGACUUAGAUACUGCCUACAGGUUUUCUCUAAAAUACAUUGUUUUAGUGAAAAUAUAUAUUAAAAUCUUAUAUUAUGAAAAAUAUUUAAAAAUGCUUUAAACGUUGCAUUAUAGUAAAUCAAUUAAUUUAAACUAUUAAGUAAAUUACAUAAUCAUUAGUUUUUAGAAAAAAAAAAUGUGCAUCUAAAAAUAACAAGUUACUCAAUCAAUUUACAAAUAUGUAUAUUGUAUUAUCAAUUUCCUAUUGUUAUGAAAUUUAACUUGAAAAUAGUAUUGAUGUGAAAAUUAAAUAGUAUUUAAUGGAUUUUUAAGUACUUUUAUGUUAUUAAUAAAUUAUUUAUUCUGUUGUUCUUUUAGUGUAAUUUAAAUGUUAAAUCAAUUAUUAGAAAAUACAUAUUAUAUUACAAUAAUGUUAUACUUUUAUUCAAUAAAUAUAAAAAAAAAAAGUUGGGACUUAAAACUGUACAGGAAUAUGGGAUAAUUAAAUUACAAUGGCUUUAAUAUUGUUGAUUCUAAAUUACUAUUGGUAUUAUCGUCGCUUUUGUAUUGUUGAUUUGCAAUUUCGUUCCAGGGUUGUACAUUUCCUGAACCAAAUUGCAAAAAUAUCAAAUUUGUAGAUAUUAGUAUGGCAGCAGACAACCAAAACACAUCCCUCCAUUCUUCCAUAUUACUCUGUAAUUUAAUAUAAUAUUUUAAACUUAAUUCCAUUUAAUAAAAUAUUAAUUAAACACAUACAUUUGGAACCAUUAUGCCAACAAUAUAAGGUGCAACAACUCCAGACAAACAUCCAAUUGUACCCACUAUAGCCAUCAGUGUUCCUGCAUAAUUUGGACUAAGGUCUAAUGCAUUGACUUUUAGACUGGGUACAAAAGUACCCAUGAGUCCCAUGCCAGCUGUGAAGCUGACUACUGCCCAAACUUUGUCACAUUCAGAAUAUGAAGCUGCGACAAUUCCAAUUGCUGGGCCUACACUAGCUGAAUGGAAAAAAAAAAAUUUUGUUUUUAUUAAUUUAAUUUUUUUGGAUUAACUAUUGUAGGUACCUAUGGUUACAAAAGUUUUACGGAUGCAAGUUACUGUAAAACAAUUGGAUUUUGCCAUUGAGUCUACUAUGAAACCUGAAACCAUUGCCACUAUCCACAUCAUUAUGUAUGGUAAACCAGACAAUAAUCCGUUCUGCAAAACAAUUGUUUUGUUAAUCAAUGAUAUUAGUUUAUUAUUUAAAUAUGGUAUUUAUUGUGUAAAAACUAGUAUGAUAAUAUGUACCUGUACUACUGAAAACUGUAACACUGAUUUCAUAUACUUGGGCAAAUCAGUAAUUAUGGUAAACAAACCCCAAUCAUGACCGAUUUGAACAAUAAUCAAUCCCCACACUGGUCCUGAUAAAAGUAUUUGUUUCCAAGGAAUUGAUAGUUUUCCCUAAAAAGGUAACACAUAUUAAAUAAUAAAAAAAGGAUUGAUGUUCGAAAUUUGACCGAUAUUAUCAACAAAAUUAAUUAAUAAAUCACGUUUUUAUAAUUAGAACAAAUUUCUCAAUUUUACUUCACUAAUAAAACCAAUAUAACAGCAACAUAUAAAUUAUACUGGUUUAUCAACAUAACACAAGACAGUUAUUAUCUUGGAAAGUAUUUACUCUUUGUAAUUUGUUUUUAGAUCAUUUAAGAAAUAAAUAGCUCUAAAAUAUUCCAUUAUGGUUAAAUUGUUCUUAUUUUUUAAAGGGUUAAAAACCAUUACUAAUUUUUAUUCUUUAAAAAACAACCUAUACUAAAGAUUCCAUAAAUAGAUUUAAUAUUAGUUAAAAUCAAUUUUGCUUAAAAUGUCCAAUUUCUGUACAUCAAUUGACAAGAUAUUCCACUUUUAGGUAAUUAUGGGGAGAGUGGUGGAACACUAUUAACACACAAGUGAUGCACCUUUACUAUGCCUCCACUGAAACUUAAAAAUGGGAUAUCUCAUUAACGUGUAGAUGAAAAUUAAAUAUUUUAACAAGAACAUUGAUUUAAACUAAGACUCCGUCUAUUUGUGAACUUGCAGUCUUAAUUUAAGUUUAAUCUAUUUAAGGACUUUUUAAUAUAUGUUGUCAAUUAAAAAUUAAAAUUAAGUUUAGUAGUUUCAACACCCAGAAUAUGGGUAAUAAAAAAAAAGAGUAAUGUAACAUUUUAGAGCAUAUUUCUCAAAUUUUCUAAAAAAACAAAUUACGAAAAAAGUUAAUACUUUCUAAGAUAAAAUCUUUCGUUUUAUUGAUCAUCCUACGUAUAGAUAGUAGAUUCACUUUUGUUUAAAUUUUUUAAUCCAAUACAGAACUUACUUAAAUAUUAUCUUGGAUAUUUAAAAUCUCUUAAGUCUUUAUUUAUAAUAUCAAAACCAAUGCUACAAUUAUUUUAUAAAACAUGACUAGCAAAAUUAAAAUAAGGAGAAGUUUUAUUUUAUGACUGAGAUAUGCUUUUUAUAAUUAGUCUUAAAGUUUAAACCUGUUUAAUUAAUAUAAAAUGUAUAACAAUUAUAUUCUAGUUUAUAUUCACCAGCUUUAUCUUUAAAAAGUUUGCCCAGAAGUUUAUUAUAAUUGUCGUAUUUAGUAGGGGAAAGUGUUACACAAUAUAUAUAUUUUUUUAUAAGAGUUUUAAAAUUAAAUUUUGACGAAACUCGUGAUUAUCACGCAUUGGCGUAAAUUGACCUAAAUUUCUGGUGGUGCAGAGAAAUCUUUUAAUUUUUAACCCACCAAUACUCCAUCUUCUUUUAUAAAUUACCACCUAAUAAACAGUUUAUUUUUCUGUAGGUACCAAAUUUGUUUUUAUGAAAUUAAUAUGUUAUAUGUAUUGAAUUAUUUUAAAAACUUUAUUAUUACAAAAUUUAAAGAAAAACUAUAGAUAGGUACUUUUAAUAAAAAUUAUAGACUUUUGAAAAUAUAAACUAUAGGUAUACACAUUUUAAUGAUUUCCUGGUGGUGCAAGGUGCAACUGCUACAUUUGCACCACCCAAUUUACGCCACUAAUUAUUACGGCCUUUCAAACACGUGUAACCAAAUUUGGCUCCGAAUAUUUUUUCGUUAACAAUGGUUUAUCGUUACGUUUACAGGUAUAAAUUUAAUAAAUGUAUGUAUACCACCAUCCUAACUAUACCCAUCUACAACAGUGUCCACGCACUUCUUCAGUUUCAGCUCUUUUUUUUUUUUUUUAAAUAUAAAUUUAUUAAUAGAGACAAAUUUUCGUACACUUGAAACGCUACCUUUUUUUCGUAAUUAUAUUCAAUCCGUGAUUCGUACACUUAACGUUGUAAUAUGUAGCAUUUAAACCCAUGACACGCUAGUAUAAUAAUAUGUACCUAAUAUAUACUAAUACAGGAUGAUUUUUAAAUCAUAAACCAGCAAUUCUCUCGGAGUUUUUCAAGUGAAUUUGAUUUCUAUUUUUUUCUAAUCAUUAUGGAACCGUUUAAGCUUUAGUUAAAAACCAUUUUUAAUUUUUUACCCCUACUCUAUAUACCUUAAAUAAGUAUAUACUUUUGAUUUUCAAAUAGGAAUCCACUCUUUUGAACACAUAUUUGAAUAGAUAAUAUUUUUCUAGAAAUUGAUAUACCAUAAAUAGGCAAUUUAUUACCCUUCGCCCUACAUCUCCAGUCUAAACUCUAAACUGUUAUAACUCAUAAACAGUAAAUCUGAUAUCAGUGUUAUGCGUAUCAAUAUUUCUAGAAAACUAUUCUCUAUUCAUAUCUGUGUUCAAAAGGUGGUGGGGGGGGAUUUCUGUUUCAAAAUCAAAAGUAUGUACUUAUUUAAGGUAUAUAGCGUAAUAGUAAAAAUAAAAAUGGUUUCUAAAAUAAAGCUUAAAUGAUUAGAAAAAACAGAAAUCAAAUUAAUUUAAAAAACCCAAAGAUAAUUUCUAGUUCAUGAUAAAAAAAAAUCACUCUGUAUAGACUUAGUUGCUAUAAUACUAACGUCUUCACUAUCAACUGUGUGUAUUGCACGAUUAAGAUACAUUUUCUCCUUAUUGCUGAUAAAUGGAUGCCGGUUCGGAUGGUUAUAAAUCAAUACAAACCAAAAUACGAGCCAGAAUAAACCAAAUAGCCCAAAUACAUAAAACACACUAGUCCAACUAUCAGUGUACCGCAUCAGAAAACCACCUAACUGCAUGGAAGCAACAUUACCAACUUGUGCGCCUAGAAAUUAAUAGAUAAAAGUCUGCAUGUACACAACAUUCACUGUUAUUAGUAAACCAAAAGUUUAAUCAGUUUUUCAUACCUACCAGCAAACACCAGAGAUCCCAAUCGACCACGUUCUUCCAAUGGUACCCAUGAAGCCAGCAGCCUACUCAUUGCAGGAUAAACUGGUCCCUAUAAGGAAAAUACAUUUUUGUCAUUAAAUGAGUAAAAAUAUUUAUUUUUUUUUUUUUAUGAAUUACCAUAUAAACGACAAAACAAACUUGUACACUAAGAAUAUUUUUUUAAUUUUAGUUAAAAUUAUGGAAACGUUCAAAAUAACUUCUGAGUACCUAUAACAUACUUAAAAAUCGUGUAAAGUAGGUACCUACUCGUACGUUUUAUACAUAGAAUAAUUUAAAAUUUUAUCUGAACGGAACUAAAAAUUAUUAUUUUUAAAAUGUGUAAUUUAAACAGCAUUAAUGAUUAUUUGUAGAAAUUACACAAGCACUCCUCUAUAACAGGUACCAUAUAUGAGAAAUAAUUUUUGUUUGUAACAUUAAUUAUUAUUUUUUCGCCAACAAAACUAAUACUAAUUAUAUAUAGGGUGGAUUUGCCACCUAUGGUCAUCUUAAGAAUUUUUUUCUAUUCAUAUUUGAUUUAAUCUAUCUAUGGUUUUUGAAAAAAAUUUAAAAUUAAAUUACAAACACAUAAGUUUGCCAAUACAUAGUUUGAACUUCAAUGUUUUAAGAACAUUAUGGAGUAGAAAAUUUGUAUUAAUAUUUUCAAAUUGCAUUUGCCCGUUCUAUAUAGCCAAGCUAUUCCUAUGCUAUCUGAGUUUUUGUAACAAUUAUCGAUACCACCCAGUAAAUUAAUUAAUGUAGAUGAACACUAUAUGGUUCGUGGACAACAAAAUUAAUAAUCAAUAAUUAUAUAUAAACCUUGGAUGAAUAAAGCAAUAACCAUAUCAAAUUAAAAAAUUACGCUUUAAUGAACAAAAUAAAAAUGAGUGGCCAUAGAAGGGAUACUGACCAUAGUGGUGACUCGACCCUACCUACUAUCAGUUUUGCAUUCAUAGGUAAUAGCAUAAUCGAUUAAUUAAUUAUAUAUUUAUUUAAAGUAAUAAGAAAGGCACGAAUUAAUCGCUGAGCUUUAUGAUAUUGAAUUAAAAUUGCAUGAUAAUAGUCAUAUUAUAUCUAAUAGUUAUAAAUGAUAAUAGCUAAGUACCUAAUUAACAACACAUCAGUUCUAUAUACCAGGUGAUCUUCAUUCACAUAAUAUUGCAGGGAAACCACGUGCAAUAACAUAUAAAUUUAAUAAACUCAAAAACUUGAUACCAAAAAAAACUAUAUGUAUGAUAUAUUCUGCCCUGUAUCAAUCAAUCUACCAAUAUGGUGUAUUAAUAUGGGAUGGUCUGGGAGAUGGGGUUUUAAGACAGCUGCAAGUUAAUCAAAAUAAUAUAGUACGAAUUUGUUUUAAUAAAAGUACCACGGAAGGACCGAGUAAACAAAAUUACUUAGAUUUAAGCGUAUUACCAAUUCGAUCACUUUAUAAAAAAAUUGUAAUUAUUUUUAUUUAUAAACGUCUAAUAAAAAAAAACAGUAACCCUUUUUAUGAAAACAAAAGAGAAAACAGAGUCUACAAUAUUCCUGUUAAAUAUUCAAAAAAAACCAUUGGACAAUCCUUUAUUGACUAUCUGGGGCCUACAUAUUUUAAUUUAAUGCCUUAUGAGGACAAAAAAAAUAUUCACACACAUCAAGGAAAUGUUAAAAAAUUAUAUAUAACUGGUUAUUUUUAGAAUUAGUCUAAAUUUUUAAAUUUUAUUUUAUAGUUAUUACUUCAUUAUUAUUGUAUGUUAAGUAAAAAUUCAAGAAAUUGUAUAGUGUAUAGUUUACAACUUGUUUGUUUUUAUUACUUAUCUUAUAUAAAGCGGAAAAUAUUAUAAAAAUCCCGUUUAGAAAAAUAUAUAAGCUUAAAAAAAUUAACUAUUAUAUUUACGAUUUUAAUCAAAAUUUGAUAUUAAAAUGCCAAUCGAAUAUUUUCUUUUAUUCCGUUAUUACCUACGAUACAAUAUUAUUGUUUAGACCCGUUCGACGUUUCAUUAGUGAUAACAAUCUACGAAUUGUUUCAAAACUUCAAUAAUUGUAAUACUUUUGAAAAACCGCGAUUGUAAUGUCUGUGACCGUAAGUAACGUCGUACGAAUACGGUAAAACUAAUCCGUAGCUUACUAUAUCCACUGUGGUUUGCGUGAUUUUCAGAUGACUAAUCGCUGUCCAAAUGAGACCCUCAACUGUUGUCUGUACCCCUGCCCGUCCGCGUCGUGUCAAUGUCCGUCGGACUGCCCGAUGGAGUGGGAAUCGUCGUACACUACAGAUAAUUAUAUUUACGUGAAUAACUUCGGGUGUUUUUACGAACCGAUGGACGUAGAUCCGCCCCUGCCGCUCCACCUUUACGUGGUAUAGGACGAUAAUUCGAUUAAAACAUAAAAUAAAAUAUUUAGCAUUACGAGUAUACAUUUCAAUUUUUAUGUAACACUUUCAUAACGAGUCCGGUAGUCCCAACGCGCAAACGAUAAUUUAAAAAAAAUAAUUGUGUAACAGUAUCGAUGGGCAAACGCCCGACGAUUUGUUUUCAAAUUCAAAUUCCGAAUUACCAUCGCUUACGCGAAUAAUUCGAACAAUUUCAACUAGUAUACAAGGUGGUGAUCCAUUUAAGUGGGUAGGUACGCUCAUUAUCUGUUGGAAAAUAUUAACUCUUUCAGAGUUUAUUUUGAAUUCACGAAUAUUCCCUGCUCGUAAGCGGGAAAUCGUUAGCAACGGAACCGCCACAUUUUUGAUAGACAAAAAUAAAAUACCGGUUAUCAAUACACAAUCGAAAAUUUUGUUUUAUCAAUAUGUGUUAUCUAGAAAUCUAUACAAAUAUGUAUGGGCACAUAAAAAUCUUUCCGGUGUCAUCGAAAAUUUCCCCCCGUGACACUUUUUUACCAUCCCUGGUAUACAGUAAUAUUAUUGUUAUAAAACAAUUACACACGUAUCCGAUCGACUUCACUGCGCUUUAUUAUGUGAUUUCCAGAUACCUAGCCUCGAUUGAGCGCGUCUCGAACGAGAGUGUCGGCUCAUAUUUCGGGAGUCCCUUAUAUACCUACGAACUUUAGAUGAUUCAAUAAUGAACCUGGAUUUGAUGAAUAGGGGCUGGUCCUGGGUGGUAAGUACAUAAUUUAACAGAAAUAAAUUUAAAAUACUAAAAUAAUUGAAUUGAUUUCUGUUUGUUAUACAAAGUGAUUUUUUUUUUAUCACUAAUCAGCAAUUCUCUCUGGGGAUUUUAAGUGAUUUGAUUUCUGUUUUUUUUUUUGAGGAUAUCCUGAGUACGUCCUAUUUUUCAAUUUUUACAAUAGUCGUAUCGAUGCAGCUUUAGAUAGGUACCUAUUUAUACUUAUUUAAAAGCUGAUAACUUAAUAAUUGAUAAACUGAUCAACAGGAAAACAACAUUUUGUUUCAACAUUGAUAAUAAAACUCAAUAAGACUAUGGAGUACAGUUAGUAGUCGUGUAGUAUAUUGUGUGUAUUUGUUGUGUAUUUGGUUAGUGAACGAGUAUAGUACCGUAAUUCUUCCCAUAACCUAGUACUGAACGGUUUUUUUAAUCAUUGUGAAAUUAGUUAAGCUUUAUUUUAAAACCGUUUUUAAUUUUUAACCUCUAAUCCGUAUACCUUAAACAAAUAUACAUUUUGACAUUUUGUUUUCCAAAUAAAACGAGUUAUCAAUUUAUCAUUUAAAAAUAAAUAUACAAUUCAUUACCAUUCUUUACUCUUCCGGUUUAAACUUUAAACGGUUAUAACUCAUAAACGGUAAAUCUGAUAUUAGUAUUAUGCGUAUCAACAUUUUUAGACAAAUAUACUCUAUUCGAAUCUAUGUUCAAAAAGGGGGGUUUCUAUUUAAAAACAAAAUUAUUUCCUUUCCUAUUUAAGGUACAUGGUGUAGGAGCAACAAAUUAACAAUGAUUUUAAAAUAAAGCUUUAACAUUUCCACAAUGAUUGAAAAACACAAAAAUUAAAUUAGCUUAAAAUCCUUCGAGAUAAUUGCUGGUCCACGAUAAAACAAAUCACUCUAUAUAUUUCUAUAAGGUAUUAACUACUAGUUAAUGGGCUAUUAGGUGGGUAGGUGGGUUGUAUGUUCUUAACUAAAAUAAUUUAAACUGCCAUUUUUUAAAGAAUCCGGUGCCACUGUUAUAGCGUACGUCAACGCAACCGUCCAUCUCGCACGAACCCGACGACUCCAGAAGCCAGCCAACGGAGGUGAAUGGUAAAAAGGCAGCUACUGGCGCCGUCGGGUGACGUGAAAACGUUGGAACGUGGAGACGUACAAGGUUAUAACCCUCGGAAUGAAUGCAGACUACAGUGACUGCAAUUCGGACGGCGAAUACUGAACCUGCACAGAGAUGGAGUGUUACUCUAUCAGGCACAUAAAAAAAAUCAAAUCAAGUAUUAUUUUGCUUUAUUAUUAUUUAUUAUUUUGCUUUAUUAUUAUUUAUUAUUUUGCUUUAUUAUUAUUUAUUAUUUUUAUUUCAGUAAGUAUCUCAUAGGAGAUUCAAAUCAGACUUGUAAAUUGUAAUGUUUAAAAUAUGUCUUUCAUCGUUCAGCCACCACAGUAAUAAUAUUAUUAUGCUAAGAGAUAUUAUUAUGAUAUAAUUUUAGAUUCUAAACGAAGCGGGGAAUGUAUUAAUUUUGCAAUAUUUAUUUAAAACAAAUUUUUUUUAAAUCUAUAAACAACUUUUCUACCUAAGUCUGAUUUCCAAGUGUAGUACUUUUUCUGGAAGGGAAUUUUAUCUGGGCGGUACUUUAGGAAAGUAAUUUUUUAAUUUUUCAAACGGUUUUCAUAAUAAAUGAUUGGGCCAUCAAUUAAAACACUAAACAUAAAUGCUUAAAAAUUUAACAGGAGAAUCAUUAUAAGUCGUACUUUGUGUUGGGGUAAAAAAAUUGAAUGUAAUAUAGAUUUCUUUUUUUAGAAGAAUUAAUAUCAAAUUUUGAUUAAAAUCGUAAAUAUUACGGUCCGUUUUUUUAAGCCUAUACAUGUUUCUAAAUGGGAAUUUUAUAAAUAUGUUCCGCUUUUAUUAUAGUUUUAUUAAGUUAAAUUUCUUCACGGAAAAAUGGUAUAAUAAUAAUAUUAUGCAGUAGCAGUAUAACUAUUUUCAAAAGUAUUCAAAAUACGCAUUAUUAAUUAUUUUUUUUUUUUUUAUAAAGAAAUAUUAUUAAAUAUAAAUAUACGACAAUUAACACUACACUAUUUUCGUUUUAAAACAAGUAGCAACGAUAGUUCAACUUAUGAUACGAGUCACUGCCGACUACCGCGUUUCAUCGUUUUCGAUCGUGUCCCGUUUUUUCUACUUGGUUUAGGAAUAUGUUAUUAUUUAUUAAUAAUUAUUCAUACGAUUUUGUAUUAACUAAUAAACCGUGUAUUACGCGUAGGUAUGCUAUAUUAUCGUGCGUUAUUCGUUUUUUAAUAAUAUCGUGAAUUUAUUUUUCAUUUGUCGUUUGAACAAAUUUUUAGAUACAAAUUUCUUUGAGCCAUAUUAUUUAUAAUAUAGUUAAACAUAUAAAAAAUAUUAUACUAUACAAAAUAUAGGUAAACGUGAACAAGUAAAAACCGUAAAAUAUAACACAAUAAUUAAGUUCAAAACGUUCAUAAUGUAUACAGUAAGUACCCCAAUAGAUUGAAAACCGAUCAUGAUAAUAUAUAUUACGAUACCCGGAUAUAUAUACGGGGUCAAUUCCGAAUGUGUCAGUACUAAAAAAAUUGUCUUUCGAUAAACUAUCGAACAAUUGUGAAAAAAGGUUUACAUUUAAAACAGUAUAUAAGUAUGCUCAGGGUCAUGUUUAAGGAGGUAUCUACCCCUUAAAUCUGUGAGGCGUCUGGCUCAAUAUAAAACUCGAAAUAGAAUUAACAAUAUCACAAUGUCACUUGUUAUUUGUUUUAUUUUCAAAUAAUUUGCUUAGAUUAAUAAUUAAUAUUUCUUGGUAACUAGGAGCACGUAAGUAUUACAUCAUAUUAACGUAAUAUGUGUAGAUACCUAAACGAAAAUUUGAAAAUAAGGAAGAAUCUUAUUUAGUGGAAGUAAAAUGUUGAAAUACGAAUGUGAAUUUAAUAAAAUUGCAAACAAAUAAACCACAAAUUUGGAGGGAUUAAUCCUCCAAAUCAUCCCCGAGUGAGACUAUGAGAAGAAACGUUUAAAAAUCGAUGCCCCCGGGUGUUAAAUGGCUUAACACAAAUCUGAGUUUAUGUGUCUAAUUAUUUAAGAUCGAUUAAAAUAUACAUCUCAAUCGUAGCUUACAAAUAAUUUACAAUUUACGAAAAUGCAUACUUGCGAAAGUCCAAUGAUCACUCGUAGAGUAAUAAGUGCCGAUGGUCCACAUGUUCUAGCUAUUAAAGGUGUAAUCACUGUACCUAUACUGCUGAACAGCAUUCCUAAACCUAAAGUGGCUUUUCCUCCAUACUUAUCAGCAAACAUGCCACCUGGCAUUUGGGUGAUGACAUAUCCCCAAAAGAACGAAGCCAAUAUCAGGCCUUGAGUUUUUUCGUCCCAACCAAAUUCCAUUACCUGCAAUAAAAUAUAAUAAUAUAAAUAUUUUAAUAAUUCAUAUAAAUUUAAAAUCCCAUUACAAAUUUGUUUAUACGAUUAUUUUACCCUGCCUAUUUUGUAGUAAAUUAAUAUUCUUCAAAAACAAUAAAUAACCGAAUAGGUACUAUAUUAGUGCAAGACUCUACGUAUGCGUACCUACUACACUAAAACUAUACUUCCCCCUCCUCUCGCCACAAGCUUGAUUAAUGUGAGGGGUAAUCAACUCGUAUUAUAUAAAAUUUCAAUUUGAAAUUGUAUUUUAUCAUUGUUUGAGUUGAAUGAAUUAUUAAUUGUUUUUAUUAUUACACUACCUAAUUCCAAAGUUGAAAGUUGAAUUCCCAAAAAGCACAUCCUCGAAACUAACACAAUGCAUCAUAUUAUUAAAUAUCUUUUACAAAAUGUCAUCCCGUUUUGGGAAAAUUCAAUAGAAAAAUGCCAUAAACCAAAUAUUUUUACAAAAUUAAAAAUGUACCUAGGUAAUAAUAUAAUAUAUUAGAUUUAAAAUAAUUUUAUUUAAAAGUUAUAUUCUAGAAAUUAAAUCUAAAAACGAUCAUAUAAAAUUAUAAUAUUACUUUGAACAGUUCGAACUAUGGCCUGGAUUUGAAUGCCAAAAAAAACAUCAAUAAAAAUGUAUUUAUAUACGAGCAACAAGUUUAUAAAAACAUAAAACAAGUGAAUAAGUAUAGGCUAGGUAUAUACAUGAUAAAUAAGUAUAGUCACAUAAGUACUCAAUACUCGUAUUAAAUAAUUAAUAACCACAUUUACAUAGAUCGGUGUAGUUAGGUUGGUUGUAGGUAAUAACCUAUACGUAAUAUUCUACUUAUAAUAUCCCAUUGACUAUCGGACGGGUAAUCUAUUAGUGGCUAUUGUUAUCAUUUAAAAUGUAAAAUCUUUAACAGUUAAAUUUACAGACAAAGAUUUUAAAUUAUAAUGUGGUUAGUAGGUGUACGCAUAAUACUCAUAUGUAAUAUGUGUGCAUAUAUUCUAUAUAGGUAUAUAUUUUUAUUUUUUUUUUUUUGACAAUUCGCAGCAAUAAAAAAAAAAUAUAGGUAACUAUCAAGCGAAACAUAUAUUGUCUUUCCACCAAAUCGCCUUUAUUGUUAUACAUCACAAAAUUCAGAAAUUAAUUAUUUUUCUCGUUUAUAGUCCAUUUAAAUAAAAAUAGCGGUUCUUAAUAUUUAAUUACAUAUAAAUAUAUAUUUAACUGUCAAAAACAGAGAUAAAGUCAUAAACAUAGAAAAAAUCAAAUCAAAUCAUAAAAACUAGACUUACAAGUCAAUAAAAAGUUUGGUACUUGUCUAAAGAACUAUUAAAUUAAAAAUGUAAAUUAGCAAUGAACAUGAUCUCGUCACAAACUUUAAUUUUAUUGUAAAAAAAAUAUUCGGAAAUCGGGUUAAGUGGAAAUUAUUAGGACAAGGAUGACCGGUUCAUUCCCACAUCGCCGACUUCCAUUUUUCUCACACAUAAAUUGAUUACAUUAUUAUUUUAAAUUGAAAGCUCUUAUAAUUGUUGCUGAUAUUAUUACUAUUAUAAAACAUGUCAACAGUGUAAUAUUCAAACUACUCAAUGUUUUUCAAUAACAGAUUUAUAUUACAUACAUUUAUGUUAAUAAGAACACAUACACUUUUUAUUAUAUUUUAAUUGUAAUGUUUUUAUUAUUUAUCCAUUUUAGAUUUAUGCAUUUUACCAAAUAGAAUUAUUUAUACACCUGAAUGAAUAAAUUAAUCAAAGAGUUGGCUUUAAUGAAUAGUUUAUUAUUUCAACCAAAACAGUUUCAAAUUGAUUUUGAAAAAUAAUCAGUAUUCGGGAUUAUAUCCACGCGUCUCGCGACCUGCAAGCAAAUGAUUUUCACGAAUCUACUCCGGCAUAUUCACAUCACGAUGAUAUCUACAGCUUGUUACACAUUCUGCAUUUCGAACGCGGUUAGUAGUUCAAAAUUAAAUAUGUAUACUUUUAAGUGGGCGUAUUCACACGCGCGACCGAGACGCGAUUUUCAAGCGGUUUCAGUAUCUUUUCUGGUGGAAAAUUGUAUCUAGAAAUUAAAAUACCUAAUGAAAGUGAAUGCAAGUAUGAAAGAUUACUUAUGUAUACAUUUUAAAACCUGUGGAGUUUUAGCAAUUAUUAUAGAACUCUAACCAUAAUUCAGGCUUGGGGAUUACUUAAAAUUUAAAUUUGAGUGUAAAAAUGGUUACUGUAUUAUUUUAUAAAAUAAAUAACUUAAACAAAAAAGUAUAGAAAAACUACCUAUUAGUUAUAAACUUUUAUUCAAAAUAUCAAUUCAAUUUUAACGACAGAUAAGUACUAAGUAGUAACCAAACGAUAUCCAAGUAAGUACUAUGAGCAUAAUUCGUGGGCUUGUGGCAAUUUAUAUUAUGUAUUUAUUUUAUUAUGAUAAACUAAUUUUUCUCUGUAAAUAUAAAAAUUAAAUUCUUCGUAAAUAAUAGAAAUAUUAACUUAUAUUUUUUUUUCCAAUAAUAAUAUUUAAUGAUUUUCCAUAUUCUAAUCACCCUUAAAUCUACAAACUUCUAAUUUUUUGAACGGACAACUGUAAUAAAUAAAAUAUUUUUCUAUACAAUAUGAAAAUUGAAAAUGAACGUAAUCGGGAAUAAUGAAAACAAUUUAAGUCGAUUUCAAGUUAAAUUAAAGACAAUAAAUGACUUAAGUUAAAUUAAUUAAAAUAUCAAACCAGUAAGUUAAGUUAAUAAGUUGAAAGCAACUUAACUUUUAACUAAUUAACUCGUAAUGCCCGGUCUCGCAUUUUUGUUAAGAUAAAGCUAAAUUGAUACUAUGUAAUAAUAUUACGAUUACCAUCCGAGUACUAUGUCUACCUACAUAAUGUAUUGAUUAGAACGACAUUCAUAUUAUAUAACAUGAAGUUAUAAUAAAUACGUUCAACACUAAUCAAUUAAUUUUGUUGCAAAAUAUUAAAUAAACCAAUUAUAUUGUCUGUAGUAUUGUAGGUACCUAUAUACCUAGUUUAUGUAGAUAUAAUCUAACAUUAGUAUCUAAUAAUUUUUUACACUAAAGCGGUAAUUUAACAUUAUAUUCCGCGCUAAAAAUUAUUGUUAUUACUUGUAAUUACUGUAGAUAAUAGGUAUCUCCAAGGUGAACAUGUAGAGAUGUAAACACUUCCUACCUUGUAUCAUCACCACUUGUAACUGCCACCGGGAACGCAGCUUACCCAAUGAGGGCUCAAAUAUACUAAGUGGUAGUACUUAGUAAGGUACUAAGUGAAUAAUAGUUUUUAUUUAUAGGUAUUAAUUUUGAUAUUUAUUUAAUCUUUUUGUACCGUUUUUCAUGUGUUGUAUUUGAUCGCUAUGCCUUUUAUAUGCAAAUAUCAUUCUUGUGUUCGAAUAGAAAUUAAUUAUAUAUUUGAUUAAUUCAUUCUGUUGUAGCAAACAGCCAAUUUUAAAUGGAAAUCCAGUAAUAUUGACUUCGUCCGUAACUAUUUAGAAUACCUAAUGAACAUACGUAUAAUUUGAAAUAAGGACCAUGAAUUAAAUUAGUACCUAUCUACAAUAAAAUAUGGUUCCAAAAUACGUCUACGAAUAAUUUUCUUAUUUAUGACAUUUAUAAUAGCAGUCUCCAAGUAUCUAGUAUAUUACCUAUAUAUUCAUUAGAUAUUCCGAUGGACUGAAUAGAUGUCCUCGAUUUCUCAUAUUUAUAAAUUCUUGAACUUCUACAUAAAGAUGAGUGUGAUCAUUUGAAUAUCAACCAUGUUCUAAAAAGCAAUGAAUUAUUUACCCUAAUAUGAACGUUUCAUUGAAUAUACAUAAUGCAGUAGAUAAGUUCCGUUUAUAAUGACACCGGUUGUAAUGAUAUAUCAGGAGUAAUUACUUUAGAUUGAAGGUCCCGACAAAACUCCUAUAUUGUAUGUACUAAUUUGUAUCGAUUAUCAUGCUUAAACGUAUGUGAUGACGGUUAUUUUUGAAUACAUUGCUACCUAUCUAUAAUAUAAUUUCGUGUUAAAAUAAUAAAACAACUUUUUUUUUUUUUAUUUCGAGUCACGAUUUAGUGAUACAAAUAUGCCACAUUGAUUCUAAUACAGUAUUAUAUUCAUAUAAAUACAUAAUAUGCAUAUGUAUUACAUAUGCAUAGUCAAUUUUUAAAUUGUGUUUUUUAAUUCUAGUAAAAACGAUAAUCGGAUAAUAUGAUUAUUUUUAACUAGUCCUUUGGACGUCAUUAUAAACGGUUUCUACUGUAUAAUAUAAUAUACCCAAGUAGGUAUAAUGUUUACAAAUAAUAGAUAUGUUUAUUGUUUUAUUAUUUGUAUUAAAUUUUUAGAACUGAAUUUCUAUAUUGAUGAUCUCUAGUUUUAACAUAAUAAGUUUCAAUAUCAUAAACCUAUUUCGCAGGGCCGGCCGUAGGUUUUUUGCCGCCCUAGGCAAAUCUAAUUUACGCUGCCCUAUGCAAUAGUUAAUUUUUUGAAGAGGAGGGGAUUAAAGAAAAUAUGGACAUUCAUUUUUAACUAUGAACUCUUGUUUUAUUUAAAAAAAAAAAAAAAUGUUUUUACUGACCUCGGUUUUCUUUACAAAAUAUAAAAUAAUAAUAAUAAAAUUAAAAUAAAUGUUAGGUAUUAAAUAGAACAAGUAAUAUUUUUACCCAUCGAUAUACAUUCAUUAUCGUUAUCAAAGAUCAAAAAUAUGUUUUUAAUUAAACAUUAAAAAAAUAUAUAACUACAAAAUUAAAGAUAUAUUAAAUAAAAUUAAUUUUGCAAGCAUUUUCUUGGGCAAAAUCAGUCAGUAAAUUUUUAUACUCCAGAUUUUCCAUUACUUCUUUUUCAAUAGAAAUUUUAGCAAGAUCACUUAACCUUUCUUGAUUCAUAGAAGAUCUCAAAUAGUUUUUAAUUAUUUUUAAUUUGGAAAAGCUUCGUUCACCAGAUACGACCGACACUGGCAUAGUUAAAAUAAUGCGAAGUGCCACAGCUACAUUUGGUACAAAAUUGUUAUUAUUUACAAUAAACUGUAAAACUUCUAAUGGGGUACUGUUGGGUUUUAAUAACUCGGAUAUUGCUACUNACUCAUCUGUCAUUUCUAUGGCAUCAAUAUCUGAUUUACUGACAUUUUCAUUUUCUGAUAAUAGCAAUUGAAGAUCCAUACAAUUCUUCACAAUACUGUCUUUCGUUAUACUUUUUAGACUACUUAUGUCAUACAACUUAAAUGUAUUUUGCUCGUUUCAUGUUCUUUAACUAUAUUGUGUACGUUUUUCCAAUCAUUACAGACAAAUUUAGUUAGUGCAUAAUUUUCAAUACUAAAUAUUUUACAACAAAAACAGUACACAACAUCAUUUUUAACAGAAUAAAUUAACCACGUACGUUGUAUAACUUCACCAUUUUUUAAUGCUUUACUUAAAAUUGAAAUUGGAAAUCGUCGAUUUAACGCAUCUCUAGGAUAGUUGAAAUCUUUACUUGAUUUAAUGGGACCUGUUUUCACUACUUGAUGUCGUAAUGAAUCUGAAAAAAUUUCUGGCCAUGUCCCGGGGUCAGAUAUAUUAUAUUCAUUUUCAUUAAAUUUAAAACUCGCUUUUUCUUCCAAAGGUGUAUUUAUUUCAUUAUUGAAAAUAUCAAUGCUAUCGGAAAUUUGUUCUGAGUUACCAACUUCUUUUAAACUAUCAGUAACUUCCAAGGUUUUUGGUUCUUCUAAAAUAAUAAUAGAACGUGUUUCUGGAUUAUUUAAAACUUCAUUAUUUUUUUUCAAAUAUUUUUCAAAGGAAUCGGAGUUUUUUUAAAUUUCUUCAUCACGUUUUAAUUUUUAUUUUCGAUAUGCAGCUCCUGAUAACCGUAUACGUUUUUGCUCUGACAAUUCUGACAUAUUAAAUGAAUAUUAAUGUGAUAAUCCAACAAAUUUUAAGUUUAUUUUAUAAAAAAUAAAAAUUUUACAAGUUCACGUACUUAAUCCACUAUCACUAUCACUCUACAGCAAAAACUAUUUACGUAUCAGGCGGGCGGCUGAAAGUUCAGGACUAAAUGCCGUUGUCACUGACGGUUGUUUUUGUUGUAAGUCCAUUGAACUAUAUAAUUAAUGACUAGAUGGUGCUGACACCUACUUAAAACAGAUAGACAUCAGUUAUAAAAAAGAACUCACCAUGAUAAUACACGUGUAAUAUAAUAUUAAUAAACUACUAUUAAGGACCAUUCUUGCAUAAUUAUUAACAACCUUUAAGACUUAUUACAGUUUUCCAACUAAAUAAUAAUUCUAAUUGUUAUAGUUGUAUUUAAUUCAAAACGCAUAAGCGAAGUUAAUAAAUCAAAAACUUUAUUUCACAGGUACUCGUAAUUCGUAGACAAGUGUUUAAUUUCUAAAUUUUAACACGAAUUGGUAGCAUGCAUAAUUAUAGUAUAUAAUAGGUGUACCUACUUUACAAAUCACUACUUCUCCAAAACAUAUAUGAACAAUUGUAUAAUAUUGAAGAUGGAUUUAUGUUAAACAAAAUCUAAACUAUUCAUAAAUUAAAAAUUUAAUUCAAUUUAAUUGAUAUCUCAUAAUUGUAUGACUUUUCUCAAGCAUUGUUUUGCAUCGUAUUUUCGUAUAGAAAUGUGAACACUAUGAGCCCUCAUCGGGUAGUCAGCGCUCCUGGCGGUAUUUACCACUGGUUUCCUUUUUUUUUCUACCAAUUUAUAAGCGAAGUAUUUACACCUCUAUACAUCCACCAUGGGUAUCCUGUGAAAAUUAUAAGAUGUCGCCGUAUUCUUGUAAAUAACAACUACUACAAAUCUCCUAUAGUAUUUACAAUUAGCACUUAAUUAGUAUAUUUCCAUCCUUUCUGUAAACGGUUAGAAUAAUUGUUUAAUCGCAGAUUUUUGUUUAAUAAACAUUUUAAGUGUGACACAUUCAUUGUUAGAUAAACGGCAUAAUAAUUAUAAAAAUAAAAAAAAAAAAUCACUAGCGAAAGAAGUUGCGUGUCAUACAGUUGUAGUGUAAUCGGUUUUAAUUAUACAUUAUAGAGACAUGCGAAACCGAUAAACUUCAGAACCGAACUGAUAGUAUGUGACAACUUUGAAUUGAGAAUAGCACUUACUGUUUCCAUUCAAACUUAUGGUUUUGAAAAAUCUCUAAUAUUAGUUUCUAUCUAAGUGGAUUACAAUAAUAAUUCGCGCGGCCAGUGCAGGGUUAAACUAGUUUAAAAGUAAUUGGAUAAAUUUGCUUAUUUAAAAAAAAAAAAAAACAAUAAUAUUUUUCAAAUAUUAUUGAUUCUCAAAUAGCUACGAUUAUAAGAAACCUCUAAAGGACACAGCACACAAUGAAUUUCCUAAUGUCUUAGAAAUACUACAAUAUACACUCUUAGUAGAUAUGUCUAAGAUGUUCGAAUUUUUUGUUCUAAUACUUAUGACUUUACGAGUUAUGACAUACCGUUUGUGCGAAAUUCAAGUAAACGCGAUAAAAUCGAUAACUUAGUAAUAAAAGGACUGUGGUCGAAAAACGAAUUUAGCAGAAAUCGAAAAAUGAAAAAGCUUUCAUUUUUUUUUUCAUACGCGUGUUGGUAUACGCGACAGGUCGCGGCACACAGUUUAUGAAAUCGUAUUUUGACGGGUUUUCCUAGAAUAUUCUCGCAGGACAACGUCAUUAUUGCGGAGUUUCCCUUGUGCAACUAAUUUUGUGCCUCAGCUGCUAUAGCCUGUGAUAUUUUGACGGCGGCACAUACCUACCUGUUACCUCGUACCUGUAAGUCGCGCACGCGGAUUUAAACGUUAUUUUAUUAUUAUGUUGUAUUUAUAGCAUUGACAACGAAAUGCACGCGGUCGCCGAGCAUACGGAGCACACGGAGCAUACGGAGCAUGCGGAGCAUAUGGAGCAUCGCCAUCGACGUCGUUGCCGCCGUCCGCACUACCAUUUUUGUAAAAUAGCUAAUAAUUAUCGUAUCGCCAUAAGGUAACACCGUUCUCAUUCCUAUGCCGGUCACGAACGCUGUGCAUACAUACUACACGUACCGCGCAAAUCGUAUACGAUAAUUAUCUUCGGUAAAGGCACUGACUACGGUCUACAUUAUUACCGAUACUAAGGUUAGAUUUUGUUUUCAACGAUACGGCGAUGGCGCGUGCUGAUGCCGCGACGAUCGCGAAAACCUUCAAACGUGUUACACACAUCGAUCGAUCGAUCCUCGUAAAUUCGUGAGGGCCGCGGGCACAAUGUCAAUUCGUUCUUCUGCAUAGAAUUUUUUUUUUUUUUUUUUUUGCAUUACCGUCUUGUUUCUUUUUAUAUAAGCAAAAAAUCGUCAACGCCGAUGACAAUCGGUUUACUAUAUAGGUAGAUUUUUAAUAACCUAUUGAUAUUAUAAUGUAUCCGGUGCACAGCAUGAGAUUUUCCGAAGGUUCUCGGACAAAUAAUACGCACGCUUGCACUAUUCAUAAUAAUUUAUUGAUAACGCGUCAUAUUAUAUACAAACCGUAAAAACUGAAAAAAAAAUCUCCCAUCGACAAUCGAACUGGUGCACACAUAGAGCGCAUUUUAUGAUAGAAAUAUUGGUGUCAUUUUCGUUUGAUGUAUAACACUUUGCGUAUUAAUACAAAGUAAAAAUAAUUGUGUAGAACGAGAAUGCACAAAUUCAAAUGGCUAACGGACUUAUAUUUAAAAAUCUAAGCAAUUUACUGUUCUUGACGUAUAUUAUUAUACCAGUAAGUACCUAGGAUCUGGAACUUAUAGCAUUUGCUCUCUUUUUUUUUUACGAGUCAUUAAAUCUAGCAGUGACAAUAUUAUAGGAAAACACACGGACAUAUUUCGCACGAUAGAUGGCCCGAUUUUUUCGGGUUUUUCUCAUUUAUUAUGAAAACCCAUGGGAAAAUCAAAAAGAGUAAAAUUAUAAAAUUCAAUAGUGUUUUUUUUUUCUGUUUAUUUCGAUAGUUUAAAAAAAAUGCUUUUUACUAGUUUUAAAAUAUGUUUUCAUGUGUAAGUUUCGGGGUUUUAAAAACUUUCUUUGUUGUUACCCAGUGGUUAUACCUAAUUAUAUAUUUUGUAUAUUGCAUUUGAAAAAUAUAUACGUUACCCUUUUUACUGCGGUUGUAUUUCCAGGUAACGGGUCAACCGGGCAUACGGUGCCUAUGGUUACAUUAUGGAAAGUGCUGCGUCGGGUAGGUUCGACCAUUUCGGUAAUUGCUAAACUCAAGCAAAACCGUUGAACGUAUCCAAUAGCAAGCGCCAUGAAACCCAUGGUGCUCAAUACGUAUCUCUGUUGAAUGCAACUUUGUUUAUCUGGAACCAAUAAUUAAAUAGAUAGCUAUAGGUAUAUAUAGGUACUAAUAUACAAGUAUAUAUGUAAUAGAAUAUAAUAAUUAGUAAAUUAGUCUAUAGUAUAUUAUAUUAUUUAGCUAUACCUAACAUACAUAUCCAUCAUCCAGUGUGCUUCGAGACUUUUUUUUUUUUUUUAGUGAAAUGCGGAAAUUUAAUAGUUAUCAAAUGCGGGAUAAGAAUAUAGUAAAACACUUAAUAAUAUAAUACAAAUAUUCUAGAAACACGUGCGUGACAUGAAGAAGAAUAAAACCUGUAGACGUAUCUAUACAGCCGAUAUACAUGUAUAAUAGGCGGCUUUGUCAGAUAUUUUGCAUUUAUGCUCAUAACAAAAUAUCGUAACGAGUUUCCUAGAUAACCUUAAACAUAGGUUUUUAGUAUAUAUAAUAAAUGAUGAAUGGUAAAACAAUACCUACCCAAAACAAAUCAUCUAGGUACUAACAUCAUCGCUUAAAUCGUAAACCGCGGAUAAAUAUUAUUAGCAAUAGAAUAUUGUUGAUCAUAAUAGCAUGUAUACAUUAUUAUGAUAAUCGUGCGCACAUGUACAUUGAGUGCCGUUGCACACCCCGUGGCUCGUUUGCUGAAUAUGAAAUUUACUCAUUCUGGGCCUUAUAAAAUUAAAUGAUAACCCAUGAGGUUUACAAAAUUUUCAUUUCCAAUUAAAAAAACUGAUGAAUAAAAUCAACCGACAGCCAUUAACAGUGAUAUUAUUUAUCCUUGCUUUGGGUUCAAGGUUUAUGUCGUAAUAGUGAUAAUAUUAAUUUUCUAAAAUUCAUAUAAAAAAAGUGUAAAAUCAAUAAGCGAAUUCGAUUAUAGCCUGCCUGCUGCAUAGUUUUAGAUACUUUUCUCUGAAAUCUAGACUUUAAUAAAAAUAAAAAGUUGAAACGUCAAAAUUUCCAGACGAAAAAUCUUCAUAAAAUGGCCAUAUUCAAGUUUGCCGAAAGUAAUUAAAUAAAAAGUUUUUUUUAUUAGUUUUUUACUAAAACAUACAAAUUUAAUUCAAAUAUAAAUAUUUGUAGUUCUUAUCCCUGCGAUUGAACAGAACAGAAUUUGAUUAUCUUUAUUAUCUCAGGAGAUAUUGCAACUGGUAUAUUUUCACGGGACACUCUGUAUAGUAAUGUAUUCGUGAAACAUAGGUACCUAGGUAGUAAACAACAUGAUUUUCAAUGAAUUGAUAUUUUGCAUUAAUUAUCUUUUUUUGAAGGGCACACUUCAAGAAUAACGGCCCAUUUUCCUUAUGGCACCGUCCUGCGAAAAAAUCCUACGCACGCCAAUAUCAAUUAUAUUGAUAAGAUAUUCAAAAUAAAUAUAUGAAUAAAACAACGCGAUUUUGCAGUAUAAUCCGAUCACUAUUCGCACUUCUAAAAAAUGAUAUAUUAUUUGUUUAUGUAGGUAUUUACAAGUUACAAGAACUAAUACCACAAUAAUAUUACAUAAAAUGAUUAGGUUUCAUAAAAAGGAAAACGUAUCUGCUUAAGAACAAAGAUGAAAAAGUAUUUCAACAACGAGUAGGUACAUUAUAUCGCGUUACGAUUUAUGAAAUAAGGAAAUUAAUAUUAAUUUUCUAAGAACGUCAUUAUUAUUAACAUUGUUUAGUAGGCACCAAUAAAACAUAUUGUAUAAUGGUGUUGAGAAUGUAGGUAUCUAUUAUGUUAAAUAUUAUGUUGUAACAAUUAUUUUCCGCGUUAUAAUUAAUGUAUUUUAUUUAAUGUUGAUACGUUAAAAAUAUUCAGCAAUCGAUUAUAUUUCUUAAUAUAUUCUAAAUUUAUAACAGUAAUUAUAAUCUAUAUACUUAUAUUUAUGAUAACACCUAUUACGUAGCUAGGUGUACUGUAAAGUAUAGUCUUAUGUAUGAUGUUAUCACUGACUAAAAUAUGUAUGGUUAGCUCACUACAAUAGAGUAUUAUAACAUACAUAUAGAAUGAUAAUUAUAUACCUUUAAGUAUUUGUGCAUCGUAGUAUUGACACGCAUCUUAAACUUUAUGAAUGUCAUUAAAUUGAUGAACUUUGGCACAAUUAAUUUGAUAAUGCUGUGGUCUUAUAAAAUUUGUUAUGAUUUCUAAAUAUACUGUUUAAGACUGGGACUUGUUUGUCAUAGGCACAAAUAGAGGGGAGGCAUUUGCACUAAGCCCCCGCCCUUCCAAAAAAAAAAAAUUUCAAUAGCCUCUCCAAAACUCCCAAGUUUGUUUUCUACUUAUUGAAUUUUUAAAUAGUUUACGGUGCGGAGUAAAACAUUUGUUUGUAAUAAAAACACAAAUUAUAAACCAUCAAUUUACCAUUGGUGAAAAGUAAAUGACGAAAAUUAAAAAAAAAUAUAUUCAUGGUUUUACUCCAAUCAAACAAUAUACAAGUGAAAUAUCUCACUGUGCAUUCGUUUUUGUAUUUUAAGGAUAGCGUAAUUCAUUGGUUGAAUACAUUUUAUUUAUCACGAAUCAUUAUGUCGCAUAUAAUGUAUAAAUUAUAAUAUUAUUGUUCAUUCUAAUUUGUAAUUCUAAUAUAGGUACUAUAAAUAGGUCACGUGUUUAAUAAUAGGUUUUAAUAAUUACCCAUUAUACCCAAUAAUGGGUUCUCAGUCUCGCUGAGUGUAAAGUGGGCCGUGUAUUUUGGAGAAAUUAAAGAUACCCUCGUUCAAUGAAAAACGAAUAUCCGUGGAAUUCAAAUUAAACUACAGUCAGUGGCGUCAAUUCAGUUUUUGAUUGGGGGACGGCAAAAGUUUUGACCGGCCCAUAGUAAAAUUGAAAAAAAAAACCGAUCUCUCCGCUCGCUAACUUAUUCAUCACAAUUACAUUUUUAUCUCAAUACAAAUGCCCUUUUUACAUUGUGAUACACAUUAAUAACCCAUUAUUUUGAAGAACAACAAUGAUAAUAUAUCUAUACAUGUAGAGGGUUACCUAAACAACCUAUUAACUAUAUGAAAAGUUAGUUUGAGGAGCAUUAUACCACAAUUUAGGUCCUACUUUCGCCAUUAUGUAUGGAGUAUAAAAUAUGUACCUAUGAUAAAAUCAUAAAACACAAUGACAUGAAUUAUAUUUGUGGGCUUGUGGCAAAGAUUAGCCCGCUGAUGACAAGGGGGGUGCAAGUGCCUCCCUUGCCCUUCCCAAUUCGUUUACGUAUUUAUUACUUCCACUUUUUUUUUCAUUGAAUAACUAGGGCUUUAAACACCCCACCCCCAAAUCUCGAAUCCUAUGCUAGUUAUGUUAUACAACUUGUUGCAUUCCCACCGCGAUCAAAAAUCGGUCAAACGUUGUUACAACAUUUGACAAGUCGGCAAUAUCGCAUUUAAAAUCAGAUGUGAAAUCGUUUGUUACCGAAAAAUAUAAAAUAUACGAAAAUUAGGUAGAUACUUGUAUGUUUGUCGCUCUGCCACAUAUUAUAUAAUUUACCGCCACUGGUCGUCAUUUCCGAAGUACAAUAAACGUAAUUAAAUAUUAUCCAAUGUCAAUUUUGUACACUGUAACCUACCCGAGAUUUUUCAUAACAAAUCGAUGGACAAUUUUGUUUAUAAAGGGCAGGGCUUCGCACCAGAACUAUUUAUUCAGGUUUUAGGUUUCGGGUCUUGAAAAAAAACCAAUGGUGUGAUAGCGUGUACAUGUGGAGGUAUAGUCAUUAAUAUAAACAAAGACAGCGAGUCACGUAUAACAUUUUGGCCAUAAGUACCCGGUCGUAUACCCUCUAACUUCACUUUAACUUAAUGUACAUAAAUGUAAAUGGUUUGCCCUUGAAUGAAUGGAAUGCUGAAAAAAAUAUAAAAUGUUGGCUAGUCAAUCAUAGUACUGCCAAUGACGAAAGGUCCAGAAUGGCCAACGCUACCACUACUAUUAAUUCAAUAAAGAAAAAAAAAUUCAUAAUUUGUAUACAAAUAUUUUUUUUCUGGGGGGAUAAUACUUUAGGGAGGUCAUCUAUUUAAUUUUCCCAGGAGUUUCCUCAUAAAUAGGAAAAAACGGGAAAAGGUACGAAAUGUAAGCAUUAAUAAAAAAAAUAUUAUGGACUUAACAGAAAUUCUUGAAAAUUUAUCAAGGGUUUCUUUAAAUGUCGUGAUUUGUGAUAAGAAAAAAAAAAUUGAGUGUAAUGUAGAAUUUUUUUUAUAAAGUAAUUUUAGUAUCAAAUUUUUACACUACUCGUUUGAGUAAAAAAUUAUGUGGAACAAGGACUGGUCAAUGCAAAUUUGUAUUUAUUUUUUUUUCGUUUGAUCAUAUAUUUACCUAUUGCCGAUUAAAAACAAUGGUGAAGUCAAAAUUGAGCGAACCGACUUGCUUUCGAAAUCACAGCUCAUUGAAGUUCUAAUAUUAUGUGGAUAUUAUAUAUGUGUUAUGUAAAAUAACUCAAUAAUGUCAAUAUUUUUAGUACGUCCAUCGUAGUCUAAUGGUGGUUCAAGUCGCGAGUUCAAAUCUGAGGUUCGAACAUUUUAUUUUGUAAAAUCACGUCGGGUAGAUAACAGGAAAAAACAAAUGUUUUUUGUUUCAAAAAAUAAAAUUGGGUGUAAUGUAGUUUUUUUUUUUACAUAUGAGUUUUAAAAUACAAUUUUUACGAAAAUCUUAAUUAUUACGGCCUUUAAAUACUUGUACAACCGAACUUCGAUUCGAAUUGUUUUUCGUUAUCAAUGGUUUAACUAUGGUUACAGGUAUAAAUUAAAUAACUUUAUGUAUCCCACUUUUCCUACUACCCACAUACAAUAGUGGCCGCACCUGUAACCAAUAUUAGCUCUUUUUAAUUAUUAUUCAGAUUCCAAGUAAAUUUCUAUAAUUAUAUCUAUCGUAUUAUAAUAUAAUUUAAUAUUCUAGUUUAACCAGUUAUCGUAAAUUUGUUAGAACUAUUAGCCACGAUCGGAAUUUCUUGUUUUAUUUCAAUUGAACACUUGGUAUUUGAAUUUGAAUUUUUUUAACCUAAAAAAACUUGUUUUUAAUUUCUACACGUAACUAACAUACUGGUUUUUUCCUUGUACUUCAAGCGUUUUAAUUUAUAUUUAAUGCCAAUAAAAUUUCCAAUUCUAAAUACAUGAAAUGUGUAUUUUGUUAGGUUAACUUUUUAAAUAUAUUAUACGGAUCAAAAGCGGAUGCUUUCAUCGACCCCCCUCCCUCACGUAAUCACACCCUACGGCGCAGAUUUCAACGUACUACAUUUACAAUAGAAAAAUUUCACAUUUAUAUCAAACUAUUUUGACCACUUAGAGUAAGUACAUUAUACUUUCGAAUAUCGAUUGUUCGCUGGCAUGUACAUACAAAAAAUAUUAUUUAUGUACAUCGUUCGACUCCACAUAUCGGUCGAAUUUAAAUAAAAAUAAAAGAUGUUUUCAUUAUAAUUUUAGAUUCUGAGUGCAACGUAGGGUAAUAUAUUAGUUUUAUAAAGAUGUUUAUAUUUCUAUCUUUUUUUUUUUUUAUGUGAACACUUUUUCAACCAGAAAGCUUACUCCGAUGUAUACGAGAAUAGGUACUUAGAUAUUUCAAUUUUCAUUUAAACUUAUAUUAAUAGGUAUGAGAAUACGGAAAAGGUAUAUGAAAGAUUAACUAAGCAAAGCAAUUGGUAUAUAAAAUUAAUGCGUACAUAAUAUAGGUAAUUCAAUAGUUAUGUUAGAAUAAUUAAUUAUUUUGGUUUUACUUUUAAUAAUUAAUAAUCAUUUAAUUUAUAUGUAAAAGUAUUUACAUUAUAUUUAUAUUAUAUUAUCCAGGCCAUGCCUGAUAUUCUUAAAUAAUUCAUUAAUUAAAAAGCGUUAAAAAAGUUUAACAAUUAAUAUACAAAUCAAUAUUUUAAAUUAACAGUUUACAAAUUAUUAAUUGUAUACGUCUUAUACCUGUAAGUGUACUUCUCGAUGUAUGAUAGGUAUUAUUAGUUAAUACGAUAAGCCAUUGAUAAAUUAAAAAACUAUUCGAAGUAAAGUUUGGUUAUACAUAUUUUGGAAAGUUGUAAUAUUUUCGUCAAAAUUUGAAAUUAAAACUAUUAUAAAAAAAAAUAUUAUUUUACACUCUACAAUUUUUUUUUUUUUACCACAAAGUACAACUGUAAUGAAUCUCUUAAUAAAUUGUUGAGCAUUUCUAUUGGGUCAAACAAUUUUAUCCACCGAAUACCUACCAAAUAAAACAAAACUCGCAACAUUUAAAUGUCUAUAAAUAGUUUAAAAUUAGUCUAGAACAGCAUUUCCCAAACGGUGUGCCGUGUGCACUCCAUAGGUGUGCCGCGAAAUAUUACUAUGGUGCCACACAAUGAUAAUUUAAUGCCACCCAAUGAUGGGUGACUGUGCCACCACAGCGAAGAACGACAGGUACCACCGAAUAACACAUUUUCAAGUCAAAACUAUUAUUAAGAAAAUUAAAAGUAACUUUGUAGGUAUAAAGUUUUAGCUAAACCAGUAGCUCUAUGUAUGUAAGCAGUACUUGGGCCACGACAAAAUCAGAUGAAAAAAAAUUAGAAGUGUUCAAAAGAAAGAUAUUGAGAAAAAUAUUCUACCCAAAGAAAAACAAUGAAGGAGAAUAUAAAACACGAAGUAAUAAAAAUCUGGAAGAACUAUAUCACGAACGGAGAUCCAAAGGACUUAUUGUCAAAUAACCACGUGGAAACCAAACACAAAAAGACCCAGACAAAGAUGGCCAGACAGAGACAAGAAGAUCUAAAGAUAUUGGAAGUAAGGAACGCAGAUGAAACGGCAAGGAACAGGGAGAAGUGUAAACGGUAUGUUGUUGUGGCAAUGAGCCUGAAAGACACGUAAAAAGCCAAAGAAGAAGAAAAAAUGACCACCAACUCUUGAUUUCCUAUGGUAACCUAUAUUAAAAGUACCAUAUAUAGAUGGAGUAUUAGUUUGAGUAAAUUUCGGUAUUAAAAUGUUUGAUACCCGUUAACCCGUUCGUGAGAUAUUCCGCUUUUAAAUUUAGGUAGAGGGACAUUGGCAUUACAACUACUUUCACUAUAUAUCCACAGUAUGAAUAUAGUUAAUUUGUAUGCACACACAGACAAUACAUAAUAUAUACGAGGUAUAAACAUGGUGAUCCAUUUAUCAUGAACCAUAGAUUCGUUUCAAUUGAAAAAAGACGAACAUACUUCGUACGUGGGUGGGGCACUGUUGUAGGUGAGAAGUUAGGAAGGUAGAAGAAAAACUUAAUGUAUAUCAGUACGCAACAAUUAAUUAUUGCUAACGAAAAACGAUUCUGAGCGGAGUUAGGUUUAUAGUGUUGCUUUGUCAACAAUAUAUAUAUAUGUGAUAUUAUGUUAAAAUAAUUAUAUAUGCUUUAUUAUGCAGGGGUGUCCAACCCGCGGUCUACGGGCUGCAUACGACCCACGGUAGAUUUUAAUGUGGCCCUCGCUUCAAUUUCAAAAUCAUCAAUUAAUUAUGUAUAAUAUUAUGAGAAAAAAUGUAUUUUAAAACGACAAAAUAUUAAAAAUUAAAUAAACUUUAAAUUACUAAUUAAUAGUAUAUACUAUUAUAUGAAAGUCUUUAAGUUUUAAGUUGGAAUCCAAUAGCGAUAAGGAAACUAUUGUAGGUAACUAAAAUAACAAUACAAUUAUUUUAAAAUUGUUCUUUUUUUAAUUAUAAAUAAAAUUGUAUUUCUUUAUAAUUAUAAGUAAAAUGUAAUAGCUCGUAAAAAUUAUUUCUACUCGUUAUUCGCUAUGGUAACAUUAUAAAUAAAAUGUAUUGUUAAAUACUAAAAUGUAUCUGACCCACAACGACUUCUACAUGCAUGAUGUGAUUCAGUCUUCAAAAAAGGUUGGACGUCCCAGUUUAUACAUUUUCUUGAAUUAUAUUUGAUUAAUAUUGUACCUAUUUUCCCGUUUUGUCCUGGUUUUUACCUUGUUUUUUUCAAUAUACUUGGGAAACACCUGGAAAAAUCAAAAAUUGACCUCCCUAAAGUACCACCUCAGUCAGAUUCCUUUCAGAAAAGAUGCUAUACAUAAUAUUAUGGAACAAGAUUUCUGAUGGAAUUUUUGUACAUAAUAUAAAAAUAAAAAAAAUAAAUAUACAUCUUUGUAAAUCCAUUAAAUUCUUUGCAACACUAAAACAAAAUUAAAAAUAAUAAAAGCAUUAUUAUCGUAAAUUUUCUUGUUUUUCAACGUUUUUUUUCGGUUUUCCUCAAUUAUUAAAAAAACUACGGGGAAAAUCAAAAAACAACUUUCUUAUUCGCCAACUAAAUUAAAAAUUGAAUAAAAAAGGUCUCUUUUCGUUUUUCUAUUGGAGCAAUAUAUCUGGUAAAAAAGUAAAAAAUAAUUUUCAAAAAUCUCAAUAAUAGUUAUCAAGUUACAUGAAUAAAUCUAAAUAUAUACCUGCGUUAAAAAUAAACGAAAACAUAUUUUAUUUAAACGGUCUUAUUUUUUCUAUUUUACGAACUUUCCCACAAUAUUCACGAUUUUUACGGAAUCUAUACAAUAUACACACAACCAACAGAAAUAUUCUUCCAAAAGCGACUACAAAAAAAAAAAAAAAAAAAAAACUUAGAGCUCCAUAAUCUAAAAACACUCGUAAAACCGCGUAUAAAUCUGGAUCCGAUUAGGGCCUAUAACAUCUACAAUUUGUGUUUUUAUUUUCUUGUGCUAGAGGGACGUAUCUCGAUUAAUAAAAUUACAAGAAAUACAUAGGCCAAUGUCGAAAAAAUAUACAUACAGGUACGCCAAUCCGGCUUAGGUCUAUAUUGAAGUAACGUAAUUCGAGAAACCGAGUUUGGCUCUUUUUUUUACCCAGGAUCCAAAACUAUCAAUUGCUUCUCGUGUAUAUUAUAUAAUUAUUAUAAUAUACCGUCAAAACUUACCUGAUUGGGUUUUCAACGCCAUUGCGGACGCCAAAAAUAACAAUGCCGGUUAAAACAAUAUAAUAUUUAUAAGUAUUAUUAGGAUUUCCACUGUUUAAUGGACACACUGAAACAUAAUAUAUUAUUAUUCGGGGAGAAGGGGGGGAGAAAAAAAAGUUUUUUAAAAAAAAAUUAAAAUUUACACCGCGGAGUACGUCACACGCUCGCGCGGCUUCAAUACUACGCGUUCGAAAAUAGCAACAGACACCAGAUAACCGCGGGACAGUGUUCGAUAAAAAUGA
Cinara cedri is the source of this 29106-nucleotide messenger RNA. NCBI's taxonomy places the organism in Eukaryota, Metazoa, Arthropoda, Insecta, Hemiptera, Aphididae. The record is from the annotation of a GenBank genome assembly.